UCAGCAUUCACAUUAGUAAUCGUGUGACGAAAAAUAUUCUGCAAUACGUUAUUUUUAACAUCGGUCGUCAAGUUGUCGCGUCUAUCAAAAUUGAGUGAUGUCAAUACUGUAGAAUAAACUGGACACUUAGGAUGACGUAAAUUCAGAAGAUUUGUGCUUUUGUGGGAUAAUGAUCAAAUUCAAAACAGAUUUGAAAGCAUCUGCAUGAACUGAAGGACAGUUCAAGGUGAAAAGGAUAACAUCAACGAAAUCAUGCCGGGUGAUGCACGAAGAUGUGCUGCAGUCUUUUAGCCAUUCUUCCAAUCUGUGCAGUCAUUGUUAGCUCACUGUCUUUCGUCUUCCAGUUCAUAGCGCUACCUUCUGACGAAUGGGGACACUUUGCGACAAGGAAAAUACGUGGCAUCCCAGAUGAAAAGGGUCAUUUUGGUCUGUGGAGACUAUGUUCCACCAAGGGUGGUUCAUAUGUGGAGGACUGCGUCCAUCCGGAAGACACGACUUACCAGCUUCCCAUCUACGCUAAUGCUGCUGGUGCAGUGUCCAUUUUUCAUCUUUUGAUAAUGGCGUCGUUCAUCGGGUUGGCAAUCAUCAGAAUCAUACAAAUAUCGAGGGAAGCUCCAGACUUGUAUAUUGGAACGAAAAGGCUUUGCAUUGUAAAAGUUGCUGUUGCUUUAAUUUGUGUUAUACUUUCCAUAACGGUGUCAAUUUUGGCAAGUGUAGGUGAAGGAAAUAUUCGACAAUUUAAUGUGUUUAAAGGUUGGGCAUUCUGGAUACAGAUCUUGAUAAUAUCAGUGAACAUCGUGCUCUUGCUGGUGUGUGCAUUCGAAAACAUCCAGUACUGGCAAGUUCGAAUGAUAGAGCCACCACCACCGGAUCCUACAGAUCAGUUUCCAGAAACUUUCAUCACGCCUGAUUAUGAAAUUCCAACCGAUUUCGGGGGAGAUCGUGUCGUAUAUGUCAAAGACGCAGGCGUCCAGUCACAGUUGGACGGAUAUGACGGAGAGAAUUACCUGCAGGUACCCAAGCCAUCAUAUAGGUCGAAUGAUAGAACUCACAAAAAAUCCAGAUCUUAUGAAGAAGAUGAAGAUGAUGGGUAUGAUAAUAAAGGUGCCACUGUGAUCACAAUCAGUGGAAGGGGCAGUCCUCACCCAAGAAAAAAGAAUUCGGCUCACCCUACAAGAGUGAUCUGAAGAAUGCUACAUUCUGUUAAAAGACAAUUCCUCACGCGUUUUACAGAAUUCUGUUGUUUUCGGGGUGGAGGAAUGAAACACUCCUAAUUAGUUAGUCACCAUGCUUACUGUGAUGACUAGCAAGUCCUUUGAUCGAUAUCGAUUGAAAUUCUCUCUAAAAUUUCUUAAAUCAAAUUUUGAUUAGAAGUAAACUGAUGCAAAAACUCACUAUUUUGAAUUGAAAAAGGAACUCCUUGAAACCCUAAAACAUGUGUCUGCAGUAAUCUGCUAAUUUUGUGCGAUAAGACAAGUUGUUUACUUUCAUUUCAUUUCUGAAAAGAUAUUUAUUUAUUUCUUAAAACAAGAGAAUUCUAAUAAAAGUUUCAAAACUAUUCAGAAUAACCUAUUUUUCAAAACAGGAAUAAAUUUAUUGCGUUCCACUUGUUUUUGUUUUAAUAUAUAAAAUUUGAUUCAAUCCUUCGCAGAUGGUCUUCACAAAUUUGUUUUGGGAAUUUAAAUCAUUAUACUUAGCUAGUCCUUUUAAGGUUCGAUGCUUAGAAAGCAAUAAACAGGAAUAUCAUGAAGUUUUCCAUUAAAAUAGAAAUAAGUUGCGCGCUUCAUAAGUUAUCCAAAACUUCCCACACAUACUGUGAUUUAUUUAAAACUACUUUAAAACAUAAGUAAAUUGAAUUAUAUUUCUAAAAUAUAUCAUUAUAGAACUAACAUGAAACAGAAAGCAUUUUUCUACUUUGCUUUAUAUAACUACCAAAUGGUUUCAUAUUCUCCAGCAUCUGGGACUUCAUGCAGGUUUCGUGGCACAGACUUCUGAAGACGUUAAAAAUUUCGAGUUUCUUUCUCAAAUUUUCCUUGAGACAGACCUGAAACCAUAAUUACUGCACACUCUCUACAAUAAGAAUUUAAGAUUUAUUUAAACCGAAAUUGGACUCAAAAUAAAUGAAAUAACCAAAAUGUUUCUAUGCUUAAACUCACGGAUGACAAGAACAAGCACAUAAGAUAAAUAUUAUUUUUCUGACUACUUAAUUUAUAAAUGCUGUGCGGACCAUAAUGCAAAAUAUGUUAUACGGCCACGUCCAAUUUAUUGUUAGAAUUGCUAUACGACCGAUAAUACAACAUCCAAGAAAAAUUAAACUGUUGCAAAAAAGUGGACAGAUGGAUCUAUUAUUAUGGUAUUCAAAUAAUUUACCCUUUUUAGAUAAAUCUUUCAUCAAAAUAUAUUAGGGUUUUAGACCGCUUACGUUACAAAUAUUAAUUUCAUGAUCCAAAAUAAAUUUCACUAAUGUUUUCAACCAUGUAAAUCAUGUUCUUAUUGUUCAGCUCCGUUUAAGGGUCAUUUCAUUGUAUUUUGGACAAAUGUAGAGUCUAUAACAGGACACUUUUUGCCAUAACUAUUUAAUUUACUAUUUGAUCAGCACAUUAUUUUAAUUUGAGUCUGUGCGUUGGUAGGACAAAUUUAAAAAAAAAUAAUGUGCUGAUCGAACAGUAAAUUAAAUAGUUAUGUCAAAAAAGGUCAUGUUACGGACUCCACGUAAAUGUCAAAAAUACUGUGAAAUGACCCUUAAUGAAAAUAAUAAUAAUAAUAAUAAUAAUAAUAAUAAUAAUAAUAAUAAUAAUAAUAAUCCGCUGUGUACCUGUGGAAGUUUAUGCAUUCAUUUCCAAAAGUUAAGCACGUAUAGGUAAAAUGCUUAAAAAAAUAAAAAAAAAAAAAUAAAAAAAAACAAGAGCUUUUUUGAUUGACAAGAAAUAUUGUUGUAAAGUCGCAAAUAUGUUUUUUUUUUUUUUUUCUAAAACGAAGCAAAAAAUUACUAACACAGAUGAAAACAAUAUUGAAUUGUCAAACAUUAAAAGCUGACGUCAUAUUAGCAUCAUUACCAAAAUGAUGUUUGAAGUCGAAACAAAUACCAAAAUUCGACUUUAAUAGGACAUGUGAGGACCCUUUUCAUUUAAUUGUCCUUUCCGUGCUUAUUUUUUUAACUAAUAAAUGAUUUUAGAAGUCAAAAUAAAUAACAGAAUCAGACAUUGAUAAUAUAUAUAAGGACCUUUUUCAUUCAUUUUUCGUUCCCAUGCACAACUUUUGGAAGUAAGUAUAAAUUGUACAUAAAACUACGUACUAAAAACAUUUCUAACAUUAUAUGAUAGAAAUUUCUCCCUAAACGGCUGAACCACAUUGCAUAAUUUUUUGCUGAUUGAAAAUCUCAAAUGGAUAUUGCUGGCUGUGAUUUCUGAAUUUAAUAACGAUGUUCGUUUUAAACGUAACGAAACAUUAUUUCAGGUAACUUGACAUAUCUUAUGUGUUUUUGGUGAAAAAAUUACAUACAUAGGAAGGAGUGUUUCAUCCCUCCCCCCUCCCUCUCACACACAGCUCUACCAUUAGAAAUAUGAGAGAGAAAAUAUAUAUGUAUUAUUUUGUGAAGGGAUAAACUCAAUAAAACAUUUCUUUUUUUCAA
This is a messenger RNA of Uloborus diversus, 3631 nucleotides long. RefSeq lists its product as uncharacterized. The coding region runs from base 273 to 1187 and encodes 304 amino acids. The record is from RefSeq and is a predicted model, not a curated record. The transcript has 6 exons. Lineage: Eukaryota; Metazoa; Arthropoda; Arachnida; Araneae; Uloboridae.